Strongylocentrotus purpuratus (purple sea urchin) is the source of this 5349-nucleotide messenger RNA. RefSeq names its product mucin-12-like. The coding region runs from base 512 to 5248 and encodes 1578 amino acids. NCBI's taxonomy places the organism in Eukaryota, Metazoa, Echinodermata, Echinoidea, Camarodonta, Strongylocentrotidae. The transcript has 13 exons. Gene Ontology annotation, molecular function: transcription coregulator activity. The record is from RefSeq and is a predicted model, not a curated record. Gene Ontology annotation, biological process: regulation of DNA-templated transcription. Gene Ontology annotation, cellular component: transcription regulator complex; nucleus.
UAUAGUACAGUGUGGCUUUAAAGGAUGCUCAUUCUGAUGUAAUGGAAGAGAUUAUCAAUGUCAUCCUUGACCUACCUUGACCUAAGCCUUCCGCACCAUCUGGGAGUUGUGUGAUGGCUUCUGCUUCAUGACCUCAAGCCAGAUCUUCCUAUCUUGUGACGUACUGGUCGCUUCUGCGAGGGAUCCCAGACAUCUAGUAGUACAAUCGGCCUUUACACAAUCAAGCCAUUUCUUGGCUAGUCUGCCCCGGGGACUAUCACCAUGAAUAUUAGAAGUUAAGAGUAUAUUUGGGUAUCGUGAUGGUCUCAUCCUGUUGACAUGGCCAAAGAAUCGCAGUCGUUUUUUGGCUAUCUUGUCCAGAAUGGUUUCAUCCAGUUUUAGAGUCUUCCGAAUUGUUGUGUUUCUUAUUUUAUCUAGUCUAGUUACACCCAAGAUUUUACGGAGGCAGAUCAUUUCGAAGGUUCUAAUACCAGGAGAUUAGGCCCACUCAUGGGCAGGACUCCCAGUGAGGAUGCCAAGAAACACUGACAGCGGUAGCAGCAACACCGGAAUAGUGACACGCUCAUCAGCAUCUCUCAUCGAAGGUGAUGUUGGAAACCACCUUCAGCUGACUGUUCCUUGUAAAGUGACGUUAGACAAACUUAGGCAAUCUUCAAAGAAGCUUGUAUUGAAGCAUGGCAGUGGGUACUACACUCUAACAAGAGGUGAAUCACUAAGAUACAGAAUUGAAGGAAUCAAAGUCCUGAGAACAAAAAAUCGAUCGAUGCCAACUGCAACUCAAAAAGGCGGGAGUAAAAUGAAUCGACCCGACCCCAGGGAUAAGGGGUAUCGCCACAUUCCUCAAUCCAGGGAAUCCGGCUUUUCAAACAAUUCCUAUGGAGACUACCAUAAGCAGGGUCAAUUUGAUGGGAGGUAUCCUGGUCCCUAUAGAAGCAGAGGACAAGAUAAUCGGUUUGAACAAAGAAGGCACUGGUCUCCGCGCGGCAAUUAUGGAAACCGAGGGAGCAGAGACCCGUAUGGCAGAGACUAUAAUAAUUCCAGGGAACAUUUUGGAAGGAGGGCAUCGUCUUAUCCUGACGAAGCUAUGGGGGAAAGGAGGAUAGCAUCUAGUGAAGGUAGAUUUGAGAGAUUUCCUCCAGGAGAUAGGGAAUCAUCACUUGGGUCACAAGAUCGCCCUGGGAGGUACCCUGAUCAACAUGCCGAGAAGAGGAGGCACCUGAGUGGUUCCAGUUUGGAUGAACAGUCUUCUAAAUCAUUAGCAUCAACGUACAGGAGAGCUGGCAUAGCUGAACAGAGCAAUCAUGCAGUAUCACUGAAUGCUUGUGAGAAAGAGGACUCUAAUCAAUCGAAUAAGGAACCCAAAGAGAAUGUAUUAAAUAACGACAGGACUACACUUACCCUUACCUCAUCAAAGGACAAGGCAGGCUCUCCUGCAGACUCACAAGGUCUUUCAAAUUCUCAUGAAAGCAAAGCAACCCAGAAAACUCCAACUGCGACAGCAAAGCCAAAUACUAAUAAGCAUAAAAAGAAAAUGGUAUUGACGAUGUCACAGCAGAUAGAAUCACUUAGGAGCUAUUCACCUAAGGCUAAUGUAGUAGAAAACAAGGAAAUGUCGGCCGAAAAUUCUGAAGAUGCUAAUGUAGAGACUUCAACAACUGGUAAUGGGGAAAAUCACAAAGGAAGCCCUCACCGAACUGAAAUUUCUAUACCAAAGCACAUAGAUGGGAAAAAGCCUUCAGCAAAAGGAACAGAGGCCACCAGUUCAUCAGGAGAAGCUGAAAGUGCAUCCACAAGUCCAAGGAGAGUCCACAGUGCCAGGAAGAGUGUUCCAUCAUCCAGUGUGAGCAGGACACAGAAAAGUGACAUGCUGAAGAAACAAGCUCUCUUGCGGUCACAAAGCGAUCAAAACCCACCAGCUGCCAGCAAUGCCUCAAGUAGACCUACUGCAAGGAUGGGUAUGAAAGAAACAAAAUCUGGUGAGAGAGACUCUGAUCAAGGAAGUCCCAUCGUUGUUGUGGAAGGAAAGGAUGCAUCGGUGCCUACAAAUGAUGAUACCUCAAGAAUAAAAGAGGUUUUUACACCACCCCCGGUUGACGACAUCGUAGUUCUAUCAGACACAGAGGACAACAUAAUAGAAAUAAGUUCACAAGACAAAGGUUCCACUAAGACAGGGACAGGUGAUGCCAAAACAUUGACACCAUCUCCGAGCAAUGCCAGCACAUCAGGUGGAAAUCUGACAAUGUCCUCUGAGCUACACUCCAAAGUUGAUGACAAGGCUUCAGCACAAAAGGUCACCUCUGAGGAAAGUGUACUCCAGAACAGUCAAGAUGUGGAGCAAGGAGAUAAAGUCCAGAAUAUGACAUCAGAUGAGGCAGCAACUUCUGAAACCAGGGAUGCUGUGAAGGUUGAUGACCCUAAGAGGAGUCUCGAUGUUGAGAAGAUAACAGGAAAGGGGCUGUUAAAGAUAACAGAGAAACUGAAGAAGAAUCUGUUAAAGGGAAAGGUUUCGCCUCAGACUUCAUCUCCCAGCAGCAGGGUAGGAUCACGAUCAAGCUCCAACAGUUCUGUGGAGAGUCCGAUUGACACUACUAAAGUGACUGACCAAGCAGACUCUCACCAGAGGGAAGUGGAUGACGGUUCUGUUGCCACUUCUACCUGUUUAGAAAUCCCCAACACUGAAGGUCAAGUGUCUUCAGGAAUCCCAGACACUGUGCCAAAAGUUGAUGGAAAGGAGGUCUGUGAAGACAAUAUUAUACAUGUACCAAAACUUAGUGCACCAUGUACAGGAAACAACAAUGUUGCAGACUGCAUAGCUGUGGACAUGAUGGAUGAUGAUAAACAAGCUUCACAAUCCGAUGAUCUUCAUUGCAUAGGUGGGGACACCCAGCCCUUUCUAGUUUCCACUGAACCUGCAGCCGAUGACACUGACCAUAUAUGCAAUGAUGUCUUAGAUGACUCCUCUAAGAUAACUUCUCCUCCUGAGAAAUCUGAUUAUGUAAAUAGCCCUGUUGUAGGUGAUGAAAUUCUUCAAACGGCUAGUUCCCUUCCCAAGCAAUCUGAAGAAGCAUCCAAAAAAGAUGAUUCAACCCUUGCCAAGGUUGGUGACUCGGUCGGAGACGUUGAAGACCUGAGUGAUGGUAGCGUUGACUUAGGACCUCAUGAACCUGGUGAUAUGGACUCUGUCGAUGAUGACCUUCUCUUGGAGGAUGAGCCUGUUAUGAUCUCUGAACUGUACAACCCAGAACCAGAAAAGAUGGACACCUCUGAAACCCCAGAACCACAGGAUUCUCAGGUCUCUGAACUCCCAGAAUCACAGGAGGUCUCUGAGGUCUCUGAACUGGCCAUAGCUCGGGUAGAGUCCCAGAGUGAAGAUGUGCUUCAGCAGGUAGUCUCAGAUCAGCCUUCCUCCUCCUCGAAGCGGACCUUGACAGAAGAUAGCGAGGAUGCUGAGGAAGGGCCGGUCUCUAAGAAGAGUCGCACAGAAACUGCAGAUAUCAUCGAAGGUAUCGAGAUUCCGGGCACUGGAGAAACUGCAGACUCGGAUGCAAAUAAGAAACCUGUCAUCUUUACCCACAGUGAGUGGAAGGAGUUUGCUCAGUCAAUCAAGGAAAAGUAUGAGAAGUUAGUCCAGACCUUCAACCAGAAGACUAACGUCAUGUACGAAGCCCAGGCCCACUGGCAGCAGGAAACCGUCACCUGGAAAAAGAACUAUGAAGAGCUGGAAUGCAAGUAUGAAAAUCUUGCCCUCCAGGUGAAGGAGAAGUCUGUGGCUGAGAAGCAGAACGUUGGGUCACAGACGACUUUUACGCAUAAAACCAAGCUCUCACGGAAGAAGAAAGGGGGAACCCGCCAAGCACCCCAGGAAACGCCCUCCCAAGAAGAAGAAGCUAUGGAAACUGAACAGGGUACUACUAGUUCUUCCGAUGCGCCUGCAUCAUCAUCAGGACCACCACCAACUCAGACUACCUCAGACUGUUCACCUUCUGCUGCAGCAACAUCCUCAAGGUCUAACAGCGAUCCUGUCUCUCCUGGAACUCUUAAACCAACAAACCUGGAAUCCAAGAGAAAGGUCUUCAAAGCUACGCUAAACAAGGUCAUGCAGAGACAAAAGAACUUAUCUGGAGCAAGUGAAGCUGGGACUUCAUCUGACGCUCCCUCCUCAGGAAAGUCCUCUCCGGUUGUAGCCUCACCAAUGAAGACAUCUACUACCAACGAGUCCACAGAAGAACCUGGUUCAUCCGAUGGUGCAACAGCCUUGACCCCAAAGACAAACCAAACAGUUAGUAGAGACUCCCCUAUGGACACCUCACAUGCUGGGAGUAAGACAACCGAUUCCCCUGCUGCUAAUACUACAUCCACUGAAUCAAUGUCAACGAAGGGACCAAAUGUUGCAAUCACUGCCUCAGGAACUGCCACUGCUGCAUCUAGACCACAAGAGACUAGUUCGUCCAAACCAACACCUUCUAACACAGGGAACGCUAACCUGUCUUCAGUUUCUAAAGCGACGUCUUCACAAGCCAUUCCAUCACCAUGCAAAUCACUUACCAGCACUGCAGGUGCUAUUCAUGCUGCAUCCCCCUCUAAGGCACAAUCAGAAUCCUCAGUGAAGACCAAUGUGCCUUCAGCCACCGAUUCAUCAAAGCUUCCUGGAUCACCCAAGCACUCCACAAACACUGCAUCCACAAAGGUGCCUGAAACAUCCAAAGACACUGGUCCUCAGACCAACAAGGACUCCUUGGUCAGCAAGCCAACCAAAUCUGUGCAGGUUCAGGAUGAACCGGAAGUAAUAGAUCUUACCGAUGAACCUGAUCCACCUGCCAAACCGUCUGCACCUAGUCCGCACAAACAACAGGAUGCACAGCCUGCCAGCAAGCACACAACACUGACCACUAGAUCGCCUCACGCACUUGUCAACUCACCUCCAGUUUCUUCACCAAAUACAGUAGUUUCAAGAGCAACAAGUGUUUCUGCAGGCAGCAGCAGUAUAACCGCACCUGCAGCUUCAGGGACAGUAUCAGCAAAUACAAGACAAGUGCAAAGUGGUACCCAAAUCUUGUUUCACAAAAUGCCACCCAGAGACCUGGCCAACGAUCACCUGCUGUACAACCCGCGUCGCAAACAAGGACUGGUUCCACCUCGAGGCAAAUACCGUCUCCUAAAAGAAGCUCCCCAGGUGUUCCACAAAGCGUCUCACCUCAGGGUAAUAAGCAAUCUUCAUCUGCUGCAAACCUUCAGCUCAGGAAUGUGAAUCCUCCAGUGGUGACCACUCUGCUGCAGGGUACUAACGUACGCCCUCAGGUGGUGAGCCUCCAGCAUGGCCCCAGACAGAACCAGAUCGCUCCUGCAGGU